UGCUGAACAGUCGUCGAGAGCCGCAUCCCACUGCCUUCUCUGCCCUCGCCCACCCACGCCGCCGCACGUACAUAACGACCCCCAUUGUCGCCGCCAACGCCUGCUCUCGGCACCGUGCGCCUCACCCGAAUCCUGCGACAACAAAGCCAGUCCCUAGCACCUGUCCAACUGCCUGCGCCCGCGCGCCUCCCACCCAUCCAUAUAUGCGCUCUACCUGAAGCGCAACACGUCAACCAUGGGUCGCAGAAAGAUCGAGAUCAAGGCCAUCAAGGACGACCGGAACCGCUCCGUCACCUUUCUCAAGCGCAAAGGCGGUCUUUUUAAAAAGGCGCAUGAACUGUCCGUCCUGUGUUCCGUCGAUGUCGCCGUCAUCAUCUUCGGCCACAACAAAAAACUUUACGAGUUUUCGUCCGGUGACAUCAACGAGACCAUCGGUCGCUACCAAUACUAUGGAGGAGCGCACGAGCACAAAGGCCCGGAAGACUUUAUGGGCAAGAACGAGGACGACGACGAGGACGAAAUGGGCGCGUCGCCGGCGCCAGGCUCCCGCUCGCCGCCGGAACACCAAAUGAUGAUGCCUCACCACCUGCAAAACCAGCAAUUCCAACACAUUCAGCGCCAUGCGACCCCGUCCGCUUCCCCUCCUAUCAACGGCAUGCCCUUCCAGCACAGGCACGCUUCCCCACAGCCCGCCCACAUUUCGCGCCCCAGUUCCGCCGCGCACAUUCGCAGGACAAGCUCGAAUCUCGCUCCUCCCCAAGCAUAUUCUCAGCCCCAGAGCAACUAUGCAUACAGACCCAAUCCGCCUUUUUACCCUGGGCCUCAUGGCAUGCCGCAACAAGCCCCUCCCCCGCAUGCGCACGCCCACCAGCACACGUAUCCCCCGCCCGCCCACAGUCAAGUCCAGCAAGUCUACAUGCAAGAUCAGCGCAGACAGUCGAUGCCUCCCGUCUUUUCGCAACCCCCGCAGGAACCUGUUCAACGUCAAGCUUCCGUCGCAGUUCCGUCGCCGCCGCAACCCGAACAUCAAUUCCAAAGCCCCCCCUUGCCGCAGCCUAAACCUCUGCCCGCCGCCGCCAAACAAAGCAUUUUUACUCCCAUCGACGACAGCAGGUCCAUUCUGGCUCAACACUGGGGACCGAGCACGACCGCCGCGGAACAAGUCAAGGUUGAACCCCAAGAGCCACGCGCCCAAUCAAUCGACGUAGCCGCGAUCGGAAAGCCGCAACAAACAAACGGAACUUCUCCCCAGCAGCCAACCCCUACUUCUCUCCCGAAUCUUCCCCAGCGCACCGCAUCCACUUCGUCAUUGCCUACGAUCCCGCCCCCGACGCGAACCAACAGCGUGCAGACCGACGCGAAACGCCCGCGACUCAAGGUCCAAAUUCCGGACGAGCACUCGGAAGCGGAAAAUACAUCUGCGGCAUCGCCGAAAGACGGAACUACAACCGGCGCAACCACGGCAAGAGGCAGCACCGAGGCAUCCCAUUCGUCUGGUGUCGUCUUGCCUCCACCUUCCCCAAGCGCCAGCGCUCUUCUCAGUGCUGGAGCAACGGGGCCACCAAACCCUUUCGCCAGGCCAGCGCCACCCGUCAACAACAACAACAACUACGGCAACCGCGACAAUAUGGAAACGCCGAUAUCGGCACUGCCAAGCCGCUUUGUUGCAGACGGGCUCCUUCCAUCGCCAUCCAGCUUCUACCCCGAAUGGGGUUUUGGCAACUCCUCAAACAUGCUUCCCAGCCCUCUGACCUUCCAAACGCCGGUCGUGCAAAACGGGCCGAGUUUCCGGGACGAGGACCGGGAAGACCGAAAGAGAAAAGCUUCUGAAGGUUCUCAAGGCGGGGAUAGCAAGAAACAAAAGAGUUGAGUAAUCGUAAUUUUUAUGUUUUGGAGGAACUGUUAGAACUGUACCAUCUUUUUGUUCUUUCUUUCAUACCCUUUCGCGCUAUUCACUUUUGGAUACCCUGAGGUUUCUACGCUCGCUUCGCGGGGCCUGGUUGGCGCCCGUCUUUCAUUCUCCACUAGGGUCUAGGGAUGCUUCUACUUGUUUUGGUGUUUUUUGGACAGUCGAAUUUCGGAAGACUUGUACAUAGUUCUACUCGAUUUCACGGAUGAAGCGCUGUUCUGGCGGCAAUUUUACGCGUCAUCGC
This is a messenger RNA of Aplosporella prunicola CBS 121167, 2153 nucleotides long. RefSeq lists its product as uncharacterized. Gene Ontology annotation, biological process: positive regulation of transcription by RNA polymerase II. Gene Ontology annotation, molecular function: protein dimerization activity; DNA-binding transcription factor activity, RNA polymerase II-specific; RNA polymerase II cis-regulatory region sequence-specific DNA binding. Bases 236 to 1870 code for a protein of 544 amino acids. The transcript has 3 exons. The record is from RefSeq and is a predicted model, not a curated record. NCBI's taxonomy places the organism in Eukaryota, Fungi, Ascomycota, Dothideomycetes, Botryosphaeriales, Aplosporellaceae.